AUGUCCAACCAGGGGAUCCCCCUCAAGGUUAUCCAGCCCACUGCUGACACAACACAUACGACAGAAAUUAGUAUCCAGUCUCAAAUCCAUAUAGAGCAGAGCACCGCCAACAUCCUCACCAUUUACCGAAGCGCCAACGCAUCCCAGCUAUGUCUGCUAUUCUUAUCGGCAUGCUGCGCCAUAGCCGCGGGCGCAGCAAUGCCUCUAGUAACCGUCGUAUACGGGAACUUUGCGCGCGAGUUCAUCACCGGAGACAGUAAUACACCGGACGAAAUCCGAGAUCGCGUUCAACAUCUUGCUCUCUACUUGGUAUAUAUUGCAAUCGGGUCUCUAGUCACAACCGCCAUCAGCAUGUUUGGCUUCAAUAUCAUUGGAGAGAAACUCUCGCGAAAGCUUCAGCAGAAAUACCUCGCUUCGGCUUUGCGGCAGAACAUGGCUUAUUUCGAUGUAGUCGGGGUGGGCGAGCUGACGUCUCAUAUGGAUCAGGAUAUGAAGUUGAUUCAGGCGGGUAUCUCGCAGAAAGUUGGUGAGCUUCUUUCUGGGCUGUCUGGCUUUGUGGUGGCUGCUGUUUGUGCGUUUGUUCAGAAUGCGCGCUUCGCGGGCAUUAUGUUAUCUCAGCCAUUUGCUUUGCUUACGAUUAUUGGGGUGAUGGGGGGUUUUCUGAGUGUAACACAGCGAAUGGGUCUGGCUCAGUACGUUAGAGCAGAUAAUCUGGCCCAGGAAGUGCUCAGCGCUAUGAGAAGUGUCAUUGCUUAUCGGAGCCAGGAAAGAUAUGGUAAAAGGUAUUACGAGGCGUUGCGACGUCCAGCGCAAUUGGACUUUCGGGAGCGCUUCAUUUUUGGAAUGCUGGUUGCGGGAUCUUUUAUGCUUUUGCACUGGGCUAAUGGGUUGGGUGUAUGUAUAUUGUCUCCUUACGAUUUCUUGCGACAGCCAGAUGAGUACCUGCUGACGAUUGCCAAGUUCUGGCAGGCUAAUCAUCUUCUCCGCCAAGGGCGUUGCACUAUUCCGGAAGUUCUGACUAUCAUGUACGCAAUGGCCGUGGCGGGUGGAAUGCUCAGCCAAGCAUUGCCAGCCAUUGUCAACAUCACCCAGGCCAACGCGGCCGCCAGCCGUGUCUUUUCUGUCAUUGAGCGGAAGUCACCCAUAGAUCCUUCUGCAUGUACCGGGGUGAUGCACAGUGGGGUCAGGGGGGAGAUUAGCUUCGAAGGUGUACACUUUACAUAUCCUUCGCGACCUGAAGGGGAGGUUCUAAAAGAUGUCAAUUUCGUUGUGCCUGCCGGGCAUACUGUAGCGUUUGUGGGACCAUCCGGGUCUGGGAAAUCAACCGUGUUUGCCCUUCUGGAACGACUGUACCAUCCUCACAGCGGUCGGAUCAUGCUGGAUGGCGAGCCAAUUGAUGCUAUGAAUGUCUCGUGGCUAAGAUCGCAGAUUGGGUAUGUCGGUCAAGACGUGACUUUGUUCCGUGCAUCAAUACUCGAUAACAUCGCAUAUGGGCUUCCCGAAGCUGCAGCUGAGGAUAUGGACGCAAACGCGAUACGAAAGCUGGUAAUCGAGGCGGCCAAAGUUGCCCAAAUUCACGACUUCGUUGCGAGUCUGCCCGAAGAGUACAACACCAUAGUUGGGGCACAUGGAUCGAAUCUCUCAGGGGGCCAGAAGCAGCGUCUUGCUAUUGCCCGCGCAAUCAUAUCUCAACCAGCAAUAUUACUGCUGGAUGAGGCCACAGCUGCACUUGACAGUCGGUGUGAAAAAGCAGUGCAGGAGGCGCUGGACAACGCCGCCUCAGGACGAACUACCCUAAUAAUAGCCCAUCGGCUGUCGACAGUCCAGAAUGCCGAUAAAAUCAUCGUCAUGAAGGACGGUCAAAUCCUAGGUCAGGGCUCCCAUUCAGAGUUGUUGAGUACAUCUGCGAUGUACCGAGAAUUAGUGAGAUAUCAGGCGCUUGAAACACCCCACCGAUCAGAGGACGACAGGCUUAUCAGCCAAAGGCCCCAUUCGUUGGGCGCUCACGAUGAAUAUUCCAAAGAUACCUUGGUCAAUUUUGAUAUGGUGGAUAUACCAGACGACGGCCCAUUAGCAGUACGGUCGUUCAGUAGCAGUGCCAGACGAAUUUGGAGCUUCAAUAGACCAGAGUUGCCCUAUACAGUCGCUGGUGUGAGCUUCAGCGUUUUGGCUGGAAUAACCUAUCCUGUUCAAGCGAUCUUCUUCGGUAACGGGAUCAUGUCAAUGAUCAAUCCUAACCUCAGUACCGGUGGACAUAAUGUUCAAUUUUGGGCCUCUAUGUAUCUUACCCUCGGUAUUAUCGCAUUUGUGGUUUAUACUGUACGUGGAUAUUGCUUUGCCGUGUCCGCAUCACAGUUGGUUCUCCGAGCCCGCUCGCAGUUGUUUAAGCAUUUAAUUGUGAACGAUCUCUCCUUCUUCCAGGACAAAGACAACUCGAUUGGUGCAUUGGUCAGCUUCCUUUCAUCUGGACCUCGGCAAAUCACUGGCAUUUCGGGAACAUCACUGGGGCUUGUGGCUGAAAGCAUUGUCAUGCUUGCAACAGGAAUUACCAUCGGGUGUAGCUUUGGGUGGAAGCUUGGUCUUGCUGCGACAGCAACGGUCCCAUUAGUAGUUUUUUCCAGCUUCAUGCAAUACCAUGCAGUGGCGCAGGUACAAAAACACAUCACGCGCGAUACCGGUGCUGUGGCCAUUGCACAUGAAGCUCUUUCUGCCAUCAAGACUGUAACAGUCCUCGGUCUGCAGAGGACCAUCAGCGCAUCGUUCGAAAGUGAAAGUCGUCGAGACAGCCAAGGCAAAUACUGGUUCAUGUUUGCCGCGACGUAUGCGUGCACCACUUCCCUCCGCGUGAUGAGCAUUGCUUUCGUUUUCUGGUACGGCGGCACACACCUAAUCGCGACUGGCGAAUACACUGUACAGCAAUUCUUCAUCUGCUUUGCAGCCACAAUGUGGGGAUCUCAGUCUGCGUCCGUGCUUUUAGCACAUGCUCCUGACAUUGUAGGCUCUAAAGCUGCUGCUGCUCGACUGGAGAAGCUGAUGCAAGCCGGAAUAUCGUCAGCCGCCUACAGGAAAUUGAAUAAUGGCAACGCUGACGUGCCAAGUAUCACCGCAAACGUUUCGCUGCGACGCGUCAAUUUCAAAUAUCCAAGCCAUCAAUCUCGAAUAGCCCUGAACGAUGUCAGUCUCGACGUGCCAGCGGGUGCCUUUAUUGCUCUUGUUGGUGCUACAGGCAGCGGGAAGAGUUCAGUGAUAAAUUUGCUGGAGCGCUUCUAUCCCAGCGAAUCUGGCGCAAUAGCACUAGAUGAUAUGUCCAUUGAACACUAUGACCUCGACAGUUAUCGAGGGUAUCUAGCACUGGUCGACCAAAACCCUUGUCUGAUUGGUGAAGACCUGCGCGACUGCCUGCAGAGUGGUGAGCUGGUUGUAUCAGACGCCGAGAUUUUGGCCGCUCUAAAGGACGUUGGGUUAGCCGAUUUUGUGCUGUCACUCCCCCAAGGUUUAAGCACCCCCAUCAUGGCAAACGGAUCGACCCUGUCUGGGGGGCAGCGCCAGCGCAUGGCCAUCGCGAAGGCGCUUCUAUGUCGACCAAAGAUUCUUCUACUUGAUGAGGCAACCUCUGCCCUGGACUCCGCCUCAGAGGAACUAGUCCAGAGGACAAUUCAGCGCGUGAUGAAAGGGCGAACAGUCAUCGCUAUCGCCCAUCGACUAAAGACGAUUGUCGAUGCUGAUGAGAUCCUAGUAUUCAAGCAUGGGCAGAUUGUAGAAAGAGGCAGCCACAAGAAAUUGAUGCAACUCGGGGGUGAAUAUUGGCAGAUGGCCAGGUUACAGUCGCUGAUGGGGGAAGCAUGA
Messenger RNA from Aspergillus tubingensis, 3846 nucleotides. RefSeq names its product ABC transporter ATP-binding protein. The coding region runs from base 1 to 3846 and encodes 1281 amino acids. Gene Ontology annotation, cellular component: membrane. The record is from RefSeq and is a predicted model, not a curated record. Gene Ontology annotation, molecular function: ATP hydrolysis activity; ABC-type transporter activity; ATP binding. Lineage: Eukaryota; Fungi; Ascomycota; Eurotiomycetes; Eurotiales; Aspergillaceae. Gene Ontology annotation, biological process: transmembrane transport. The transcript has 5 exons.